UGAUGGGGACUAUGCUCUAAGAAGCUGUAUACAAAUACUGCUGCUGGGUCACAUCCUUCACAUUCUGUGUAGAUGCUUUCAUUCACCAGAAUGAAAUGCUCUAUAAGGUCUAAGUUCAUCCCUGGAGGAACCUUUAGGUUCAGGAUGUACAAAAUUAUAUUCAGGACUGGCAGAGGGUGGGGAGAGACCAGGGGGAGGUGGGCUCCUUGUUAAAUGUGUACAUUGUGGGAUGAGUCAUAAUAGUUAUCUUCAGCAUCAAGAAUUAUACAGUGUAUGAAGGCAGGUCUGAAAGCAAUAACUUUGAUUUCAUUAUGUUGGCCCAUGAUGUCAGAGGUGGAUGUUGGUGGUAUGGCAGCACAGGUUGAACCUUCUCAUCAAUAUCCUGCUACAUUUCAUUGCUGUGUAACAGAUGGCAGCAGAGGAGCAAUCUGACAGGCUGGCAUCUGACAUGGAAGUGUUGAUGAAGCGAAGGGCUGUCACUGAGGUCCUCCGUGUGGGAAAAAAUGGCACCCAUUGACAUUCAUUGACAUUUGCUGGAUGUUUGUAGAGACCGAAGACCGGGUGUUUGAACAGUGAUGCCGUGGAUGGUGCCGGUGAUGAGAACUGGUGUCACCUCUACGAGCCAGAGUCAGAACGGCAGUCCAUGGAGCAGCGAUGUGAAUUCCCCAUUGCAGAAAAAGUUCAAGACGAGGAUUUGUACGUGGAUGGUUUGGGUGCACAGACCUCAAAAACAUAAGCUAUGCCUGUCCUGAGCACGUGACAGCUGACUUACUGCACGGUGGGUGACAAAUCCGCUUCUUGGCCGCUUCCACCCCUACUACCCCGAACAACACCGACGGCUGCCGUGGUGCUGCAGGAACAAGAGCGAAAGCCAAGUCGCGCGGGGCUGCGUUAGCCUUUAUUUCACAAAGAACGUUUCCAGGACUUCUGUUUGCUUACAGCGCACGGCAGCAGGACGAGAAGCAAACAGGUCCGUACCGGCAGCGGCAGCCAAGGGCUGGGUGCAGCACGGAGCCGCUCCUCGCGCGGCGCGGUCGGUGCGCGCCUGCAAGGCUCGGGGUGCGCGGCCGCUGCCCGGCGGUGCGCGCGGGGCGGCCGCUGCCCGGCGGUCAGGGAAUGGAGCGGCUGCCGGCAGACGCGGCGGCCUUGGAGGAGUACGCGGAGUACCGGCGAAUUGUAGGUGAUGAUGACGGAGGAAAGCUUUUUACCCCUGAGGAAUACGAGGUGUACAAAAGAAAGGUGCUGCCCAUCCGGCUGCAGAACCGGCUGUACGUCAGCUGGAGAUCCCCCACAGGCAUGGACUGCAAGCUGGUGGGACCAGAGACGCUGUGCUUCUGUACUCACCGGUAUAAACAACACAAAACAGACUACGAAGUGAUUCCUAAAGACCGUCCCAUCUGCAUGCCGUGCAGAGUGAGCCACUGUCCAUGCCAGUCCUACCACUAUGUUCCUCUCAAUGGCACACAGCCCAUCCGCUGUAGGUGCAAACACUUUGCUGAUCAGCACAGUGCAGCUCCUGGAUAUUCCUGCAACUCGUGUUCCAGAUGUUCAGGAUUUCACAGUUGCUUUACCUGUGGAUGUGGUCAGCCAACAUAUGCGCAUGAAACAGUAGUGGAAACUAAACAAGAGCGGUUAGCUCAGGGAAGGCCAGUGGGGCAGGAUGUUCCCUAUGCUGCUAUGGGAGGACUGACUGGGUUCAGUUCACUGGCAGAAGGCUACAUGAGACUUGAUGACAGCGGAAUAGGAACUCCUUCUGCUGAGCUGUUAGAAUCCCCUAUAACCAGCAUGGAUCAUCCUUUUCUAAAGGCAUUUCAGGGACCUUCUAGCUCUGCUCAGACCAUCUCACAGAUAGCAGGUGGUUCUAGUGCCACAGCACAAGUUUCUCAUGAAAGGCGUUCAGAAGAAGAUGACAUGGCUUAUUUUGAAAAACGUUAUCAGGAGCGGCUGAAAAAGGAGAAGACUGCUAAAAGAAAAGAGAAAAGUCUGGUGCCAACAAAGAAGCCAUGAGUUUAAUGAAUAAAUAUUAACUACAUGGUUAAUCAUUUA
Phasianus colchicus (ring-necked pheasant) is the source of this 2046-nucleotide messenger RNA. It is a transcript of the gene FAM221A, whose product is annotated as family with sequence similarity 221 member A. The record is from RefSeq and is a predicted model, not a curated record. Lineage: Eukaryota; Metazoa; Chordata; Aves; Galliformes; Phasianidae.